AUGCCCGACUCCCUCCUCACCAACACCUCCUACCUGUCCGCCGCGCAGAACAGCGAACUGCCCUCCACCGCCCUCCACUACCUCGACACCGCCCUCUCCUACAUCCAGAAAAUCCCCGGCUCCUCCAUCGUCAUCCGCUACAUCAAGACCUCCCACCAGAACGACCCCGUCCGCACUGUCAUCGAACUCUUCCUCUUUAUCUUCGCCGUCCGCUACCUCCUCGCCCCCACCUACAGCACCAAGAAGACCAAGAACGUCUCGCUCUCGGAAGAAGAGAUCGAAGAGCUGGUCGAGGACUGGACCCCUGAGCCGCUCGUCAGCGACGUCACCGAGUUCGAGCGCGUGGAGAACGAGCGACGACCGGUGAUUGUCGGACCGGCAGGGCCGAAAGUGAAGCUGCUCAAUGGACGGACCGUGACGAAUCUGGCGAGUUACAACCACUACAACUUCGCCAACAACCCGGAUCUCACGCAAAAGGCCGUCAACACCGUGCGCACGUAUGGCGUGGGCCCUUGCAGUCCGCCUGGGUUCUACGGAACGCAGGACGUGCAUAUGAAGAGCGAGGCGGAUAUCGCGAGCCAUGUUGGCUUGCCGGCUGCGAUCAUCUACGCGCAGAGCUUCAGUACGAUUUCGAGUGUGAUUCCGGCGUUUAUGAAGAGGGGAGAUAUCAUUGUUGCGGAUAAAGCGGUCAAUUAUCCUAUUCGCAAGGGGUUGCAGAUCUCGAGGAGCCAGGUGCGGUGGUAUGAGCAUAAUGAUAUGGACGAUCUGGAGCGAGUGCUGCAGCGGCUGGUGAAGGAGGGCCAGGGCAAGCAGUUGACGAGACGGUUCAUUGUGACGGAGGGCUUGUUUGAGUGCGUGGGAGACAUGGUCGAUCUGCCUCGAAUAGUGGAGCUGAAGAUGAAGUACAAGUUCCGGAUCCUGCUGGACGAGACGUGGUCGUACGGUGUUCUCGGGCGGAGCGGACGCGGCGUCACGGAGCAUCAGAACGUCGACCCUACGAACGUGGACAUGAUCAUCGGUGGUCUCGCUGGCGCGCUGGCUUCUGGCGGUGGCUUCUGCGCUAGCACGGAAGAGAUCGUCGAGCACCAACGGCUGAGUGCCGCCUCGUACACGUUCUCUGCGGCGCUACCGGCUUUCCUUGCGACUACAGCGAGCGAGACCGUGAGCAUGUUGCAGGAGCAGCCGAACAUUAUUCAGAGCUUGCGGGAAAACAUCAAGACCAUGUGGACGAUGUUGGAUCCGAGGAGCGACUGGGUGAGGUGCACGAGCAGUCAGGACAAUCCGGUCAUGCUGCUUGUGCUGAAGGACCAGCAUGUGGAGGAGAGAGCGCUUUCGACCGCAGACCAGGACAGUCUGCUGCAGGACUGUGUUGAUGAGGCUCUCGCCAAUGGCGUUCUCAUCACCCGCCUUAAAGGCAUGCCAUCCCCACUCGGCGUCGCUCCGCGCGAUCUCCAAAAGGAGUGGCAGCCUCGUCCAGCGCUCAAAGUCUGCGUGACAAACGCUCUGUCCAGAAAGGAGACCGAACGAGCAGGGACCGUGAUCCGGCACGCGAUCACUACAGUCAUGCGCGGGAAGAAGUGGCAGCGACAAAGCUGA
Molecule: messenger RNA, 1596 nt
Organism: Saxophila tyrrhenica
Lineage: Eukaryota; Fungi; Ascomycota; Dothideomycetes; Mycosphaerellales; Extremaceae
Gene: LCB1
Product: serine palmitoyltransferase component
Exons: 2
Coding region: 1-1596 (531 amino acids)
Biological process (GO): ceramide biosynthetic process; sphingosine biosynthetic process
Cellular component (GO): endoplasmic reticulum
Molecular function (GO): serine C-palmitoyltransferase activity; pyridoxal phosphate binding
Source: RefSeq, a predicted model, not a curated record